ACCAAUGAUGUUGUAAGUGUUGCACUAGGGACGUUGAUGAUGAUGUACCUUCUUAACCAUACAGUCGAUGGCUGAUGCAAGUUGAAUGAAGUAAUAUCACCACACGUUCUUGACCGGGUUGAAGAUGACGGACUGUGAAGGUGAUGGGUCAGUAGGAUUGACCCCAGUGGAAAUUUACGAGAAGCUGUCUGCCCAAGGCGACCAAGUCCGAGUCCUUAAAACACAAAAGGCAGACAAGGCUGAUAUUGAUACAGCUGUACAGUUGCUGCUGAAGCUGAAAGUUGACUACAAGAAGUUAACGGGCCAGGACUACAAAGCCGGAUGUCCACCAACUGACAAUGUGGUUCAGUCCGAUAAUGGACCGGCCUCUGAAGAAGGAGAUGAUUUGGUGGACCCUUGGACUGUGUCCACAAAUAGUGCGAAAGGAGUGGACUACGACAAGCUCAUCGUGAGAUUUGGCAGCAGUAAGAUUGACCAGGAGCUUGUGGACAGAAUAGAGAAAGUGAUAGGACAGAGGGCACACCGCUUUCUGCGGCGAGGAAAAUUCUUUUCUCACAGAGACAUGAAUCUUGUGUUGGAUGCGUAUGAGAAUAAGAAGUCUUUUUACCUGUACACGGGUCGCGGCCCCUCGUCUCAAGCCAUGCACGUCGGUCAUCUCAUCCCCUUCAUUUUCACAAAGUGGCUGCAGGAUGUGUUUGACAUCCCGCUGGUCAUUCAGCUGACGGAUGAUGAGAAGUACCUCUGGAAAGACCUGACACUCGAGGAUUGCCAACGCUUUGCUGUGGAGAACGCCAAAGACAUCAUCGCCUGUGGCUUUGACGUCAACAAGACGUUCAUCUUCUCUGAUCUAGAAUACAUGGGAAGCAGUCCGUCCUUCUACAGAAAUGUGGUGAAGAUCCAGAAACACGUUACCUUCAACCAAGUAAAGGGAAUCUUUGGUUUCACUGACAGCGAUUGCAUUGGCAAGAUAAGCUUCCCAGCGAUUCAGGCGGCUCCCUCAUUCAGCAACUCCUUCCCCCAGAUCUUUAAUGACAGGAAGGAUGUGACGUGUCUCAUCCCCUGUGCCAUUGACCAGGAUCCUUACUUCAGGAUGACCAGAGACGUGGCUCCCCGGAUCGGCUACCCCAAACCAGCGCUGCUGCACUCCACGUUCUUCCCUGCCCUGCAGGGCGCGCAAACCAAGAUGAGCGCCAGCGAUGCCAAUUCCUCUAUCUUCCUCACAGACACCCCCAAACAGAUCAAAACCAAGGUGAAUAAGUACGCUUUCUCUGGAGGCAAGGACACUAUUGAGGAGCACAGGAAACAUGGUGGCAACACUGAGGUGGACGUGGCGUUCAUGUACCUCACCUUCUUCCUGGAGGACGACGAACAGCUCGAGAAAAUACGACAGGAUUAUUCCAGUGGUGCCUUGUUGACAGGAGAACUGAAGAAAAUGUUGAUCGAUACCCUCCAGCCAAUAAUUUCCACCCAUCAAGAGAGACGCAAGCAGGUCACCGAGGACAUGGUCAAACAGUUCAUGACACCACGAAAGUUAGACUUCAACUACUAGUGGGUGUGUACAGUGACCCGAGUGCAGAAAGGCGGUUGGGGGGUGUAGCUGCUGUAUUUCCUUGCAGCCCAGUAUCAUGUUGUCUUCAGUUCCACCACAUAAAGAGCCUUUACAUGUGCUUACAAAACCAUAACAUAACUUGAAGGCAGAAACAAACACCUUAAUGUCUCUUAACAGUUAUCUUGCACAUUGUACGUCCAGGAAAUCUUGUCUACGCGUCAGGAGCAGUGCACAAGAGCAUGAUAAAUUCAGAAAUAUUUCAGCUGUAAGAAAACUGAAAUAAAUGCGUAUGACAGUG
Molecule: messenger RNA, 1847 nt
Organism: Clupea harengus (Atlantic herring)
Lineage: Eukaryota; Metazoa; Chordata; Actinopteri; Clupeiformes; Clupeidae
Gene: wars1
Product: tryptophanyl-tRNA synthetase 1
Biological process (GO): tryptophanyl-tRNA aminoacylation
Cellular component (GO): cytoplasm
Molecular function (GO): ATP binding; tryptophan-tRNA ligase activity
Source: RefSeq, a predicted model, not a curated record